GUAAUGGAUAUUGUUUGAUGGGUGGAAUUAAAACGCGUCUGAGAAUCUUGGGUGUAAACAUAUGGCCUAACACCUCGUUUUCCGGAUUGUCCGGAUGAGCAGGUGUUACACUUGAAAUUAUUUUAAGAAAUGGAAGAUUGAAUUCAAAAUAGAGUUCUUUAUGAGAGAGAUUCAAGCUUUGCCACUUUGAGAAGAACCACCCUUUUUAGCUGAAUCUUCUGUAUUGUAGAGAGUUUCUGCUAAACAAUAUCACUAACACCGGACAAUACUAAAGAAGUAAUGGCGUGCAAAUUACAGUUACAGACAUAUUAACACCAAACUCAUAGCUACAUAGAAAGAAAGUCAACGAGCUAAAUACAUAACAAGAACCCAAAAACCUAAAUUCAUAAAAAGAAAGAAAGUCAACGAGCUAAUGAAAUCACAAGGAUUCUCAUAUAUAAUCGGAUUGCCAAACUGGUUCUGGUUCAAAAAUAACAAACUUUCAAUCGAAAACAAUAUCAUCGUCUCUCAGUCGAUCAAACUAGACCCUAAUGUCGAAGAAAUGAAACUACUCGCCAAACUACAUCUCAACCAAUCCGGUUAACUUCGGUUUAAGAGUUUUAAAGACUCGUUCUACAAGGAUGGCGGGUAAAAUAGGGAGCCUUCCGGUUUAGACCAAACCCGCCACAGGAGAAACUAUCAGCGCCUGAAUAAUUGGUCUUUGGUCAAAAUUCAAUUCUCAUUCUCUCUUUGGUCAAUUCAAUUCCUUCUUAUUUUUUAAAUGCUUUUCUGCCUAUCACCAAAACCCUAUAUAUACAAACCUAGCAUCAUAUCUCUACCACCAUCAUCUUCUUCAUUACAAAACUAGAGAGAGAUACUAAGAAACGUAACCAAACCAUUCAAGAACCGGUUUCCAACUGAGUGAAAGAACAAAACAUUCUUGUAUACAUCAAUGGCUUCAUUACAGGUUUCAAGAUUAGUUCUUUCCUCGUCUUCUUCAAGCUCAAUACCUAAAGCUGCAGUCUCCAUCCCCAAGUUACCUAAAUUCAACGUCAUGGUUCCAAAAAUACCGAUAAAGAAGCAGACUUUAUCGGUUAAAGAACAGAGCUUUGAGUUAGAAAGUCUUCCUCUUCCGUUGAAACAGAGGAGAGACUCUGAUCCUAUCCAAAGGGCACGCCUCGUCGCGGUUCUUGAAGAAGUCAUGGACAGGAUUGAGAUGCACAAGAACAUCGGAGAACAGCGCAACAACUGGAACUCUCUGUUGCUCAGUUCCGUCAACAUGAUCACUCUCUCCGCCGCUUUGAUGGCAGGAAUAGCUUCCGUUAACGUUCACGGCGGAGAUUCUAUAACAGCCGUGAAGAUAGCUUCAACGGUGUUGUUAACUUCUGCCACAAGUAUAGGUGCCUUGAUGAGCAAGAUUCAACCGUCUCAGCUCGCUGAAGAACAGAGGAACGCGACGAGGUUGUUCAAGAAGCUGAGAAUCGAACUCGAAAGUUUUCUGAGAGAAAACGAGGAGGUCAACGAAGAAGAUGUGAAGGAAGCGAUACAGAGAGUGUUGGCUCUAGAUAAAGCUUACCCUCUUCCUCUAAUCGGAACAAUGCUCGAGAAGUUUCCGGAAGAGUUUAAACCGGCGACUUGGUGGCCUGAAAACAAACAGAGAAACCCUAAAACCGGUUUAGCUAAAGCGUGGAGUCAAGAGCUUGAGAUGGAGAUGAGAGAAGUAGCUCGUGUGGUUAAGAGCAGAGACGCAGAAGAGUAUGAGAAAUUAGGUAACGUGAUGCUGAAGGUAAACCGAUUCUUGGCUAUUUCUGGACCGGUUUUAACCGGAAUUUCUGCAGUGAGCUCUGUUGUUAUCGGUCAAGAUUCCGGUUUAGCUGGAAUUGUGGCGAUGACUUGUGCUUCUUUGGCUGCGAUUGUUAACACUUUAGAGCAUGGUGGUCAAGUGGGGAUGGUGUUUGAGAUGUACAGAAACUCAGGCGGGUUCUUCUCUCUGUUAGAAGAAACGGUGAAGUCCACAGAGAACAGAGAGAAUGGAGACGUGUUUGAGACAAAAGUUGCGUUGAAGCUAGGGAGAAGCUUGUCGGAACUGAGAGAUCUUGCGAAGAGAUCAAAUCUCUCGCUGGUUAAGGCUAAUGAAUUUGCAAGCAAACUUUUCUAGUUUUUUUACAGAGAUAACUAACAUUGUUAUGUAUAGAUGAAUUCAUUCAUUCUUUGAUUUAUUUGUAUCAACAAAAUUUAUUAUACUUUUGCAAAGAGCUAUGUUUUAAUAGAAACUUCAACUAGAACUUGAGCUAUAAGUUAAGGCUGUUUGGAGGCGGGUGACGAGAUGAAAUCAUCAAAUUGAUUCCAAACCGAAGCAGCAGAACAGGAAUCUAAUAUAAACAAAAUUUUCUUAAUAUUGUCACCCAAAAAAAAAGAGAAUUUAAUCCAAUUACAAAUUCAUAAUUUUCAAUUAAAAUACACAUGAA
Molecule: messenger RNA, 2447 nt
Organism: Brassica napus (rape)
Lineage: Eukaryota; Viridiplantae; Streptophyta; Magnoliopsida; Brassicales; Brassicaceae
Product: probable F-box protein At4g22030
Exons: 1
Coding region: 932-2137 (401 amino acids)
Source: RefSeq, a predicted model, not a curated record